GUGCGCAGAGACAGAGUCUGACAACCAAGACUAAACAGAAGUUCUUUGAGUCUUAAAGGAAGAAAAAAAAGAAGCAGAAGAAAAGAGACAAUCCCUUCAUCCUUCAUCUGCAAGCAUGUCGGACUGUGAGGGACCACCCAUGGGACCGGAGGAAGCUGCAGACAUCCAUCCAUCCCUCUGGCUGCAACUCCGGAGUUUCACUGGGAGGAAAAACAAGUUAACAUGACGGAAUGGGAGUGAAUGGGUUGCCGGGGAGCCUGAUCCGAGCGGAGUGAAUGGAGGCAGCAGCAAACUAAACUGAGAAUGGAGGACGGCUUUUCCAGCUACAGCAGCCUGUAUGACACCUCAUCCCUGCUGCAGUUCUGCAACGAUGACAGCGCGUCGGCAGCCAGCAGCAUGGAGGUGACGGACCGGAUCGCCUCCCUGGAGCAGCGGGUCCAGAUGCAGGAGGAUGAGAUCCAGCUGCUCAAGUCCGCUCUGGCCGACGUGGUUCGGAGGCUGAACCACUCAGAGGAGCAGCAGGCCUUGGGGUCGCGCAGAGGACCCACCAAAGAGCCCACUAAGAUGAGAAAAUCUCCAUCAGCAGACAGCAGUUUUGGCAAGUCAGCCAGGCCGAUGAUCGCCACUCUGCCGCUGCGGCCCACGGUCAACAACGGGACCGUCCUGACGAAGAAAGGCAGCAGCACACUGCCCUCCCCGUCUGGACCCGGGACCAGGAAGGACGCCAGCCCGGCAGCCAACAAGAGCACUGUGAGGAGAGCCAACUCAAACGAACACGUGGGGACUCUCACUCGCAAGGAUUCGGGCGACUCCAAGGGGAACCGAACCCGGGCUGGCUCAACGGGCAGCAACUCCAGCGGCAAGAGAAGCGACAGCAAACAGAGGGAUCCAGUGUUCAAUGCAGGGAUGCGACGUGUGACCCACUGCAAAGAGGAAGGUUAUGUGAAGAUGUUCUUGAAGGGUCGCCCCGUCACCAUGUUCAUGCCUAAGGACCAAGUGGACAGCUACAGCCUGGAGGCCCGAGGCGAGCUGCCCAGCAACAAACUCAAACUGGACUGGGUCUACGGUUACCGCGGCAGAGACUGUCGCUCCAACCUGUACCUGCUUCCCACUGGAGAGACGGUGUAUUUCAUCGCCUCUGUGGUCGUCCUGUUCAACGUGGACGAACAGCUGCAGAGACACUACACAGGACACACGGACGACAUCAAGUGUUUGGCCGUUCACCCUGAUAAAAUUACGAUUGCGACUGGGCAGGUGGCAGGAACCUCCUCAGACGGAAAACAGCUGGCUCCUCAUGUCCGCGUGUGGGACUCUGUCAGCCUCAACACGCUCCACGUUCUGGGCACAGGCUUCUUCGACCGAGCGCUCGUCUGCCUGGCGUUCUCCAAGUCGAAUGGAGGAAACACCCUUUGUGUUGUGGACGACUCCAACGAUCACGUCCUGUCUGUGUGGGACUGGCAGAGAGAGGAGAGGCUCGCUGAAGCAAAGUGCUCCAAUGAGUCGGUGUUUGCUGCAGACUUUCACCCGACUGACAGCAACAUUGUUGUGACUUGUGGCAAGUCUCAUCUCUAUUUCUGGACACUGGAGAAAGGCAUGCUGGUCAAAAAGCAGGGGCUGUUUGAGAAACAGGAAAAGCCCAAGUUCGUUCUGUGUGUGACCUUUGCUGAAAACGGCGACGCUAUCACAGGAGACUCCAGUGGAAACAUCCUGGUGUGGGGAAAAGGCACUAAUCGCAUCAGCCGCGUCAUCCAGGGAGCUCACGAGGGCAGCAUCUUCACAGUGUGCAUGCUGAGAAACGGCGCCCUGGUGUCCGGAGGGAAGGACCGCAGGCUCAUUUCGUGGGACAGCAGCUACCAGCAGAUCCAAACAGUGGAGGUUCUUGAGUUUUUCGGUCCAAUCAGAACCAUAGCAGAGGGCAGAGGGGAGACCGUCCUCAUCGGCACCACCAAGAACUUUGUUCUGCAGGGCAGCUUGGAUGGAGAAUUCAUACCCAUCACUCAGGGUCACACUGACGAGCUGUGGGGUCUGGCUGUUCAUCCCUGGAAGCCCCAGUUCCUGACCUGCGGCUAUGACAGGCAGGUCUGUCUGUGGGACUCCAGCGCUCAUCAGCUCAUCUGGACCAAAACCUUGGAGGACACAGCUCAGUCAGCAGGUUUCCACCCAGCAGGAGCCGUGGUUGCAGUGGGAACCCAGACUGGCAGGUGGCUGGUUCUGGACACGGAUUCGAAGGAUUUAGUUACGGUUCACACAGACGGGAACGAGCAGCUGUCAGUGAUGCGCUACGGCCCAGACGGUAACUUCCUGGCUAUCGGUUCCCAUGACAACUACAUUUACAUCUACGCCGUGGCAGAAAAUGGCAGGAAGUACAGUCGGGUUGGGAAGUGUUCGGGCCACUCCAGUUUCAUCACCCAUUUGGACUGGUCUGUGGACUCCCAGUAUCUGGUCUCAAAUUCAGGCGACUAUGAGAUUCUCUACUGGAUCCCGUCGGUGUGUAAGCAGGUCGUCAGCGUGGAGACCACCAGAGACAUCCAGUGGUUCACUCACACCUGCACUCUGGGCUUUCAGGUGUUUGGUUUGUGGCCCGACGGCUCAGACGGCACCGACAUCAACGCAGCGUGUGCGUCCAACGACAAGAGCCUCCUGGUCACUGGAGAUGAUUUCGGGAAGGUCCAUCUUUUCUCAUACCCAUGUUCACAGUUCAGGGCUCCAAGCCAUGUUUACCGGGGCCACAGCAGCCACGUGACAAAUGUGAGCUUCCUUCAUGACGACAGCUACCUGGUGUCGACCGGCGGGAAGGAUAUGAGCGUCCUGCAGUGGAGGAUAGUCUGAACAGCCGAACCGAACAGAACUGCACUAAAAUGAACCAAACUUAAAAAAAAGACUCCAAAUAAGAAGUGGAUGUGAGUGAUCGGAAGUGGUUGAAAUGCAGAACUUUUCCUUUUUUCUGUUUUUUUUUUUUUAGUCACACUACAUGAACAAAACAAACGGGCCAACAGAACCAAAGGCUCCGACUUUCUGACUGCACUUCCUCAGAGUGGAUGUCCCGGUUCUGCUCUCAGGCGGUUUGUUCGCUGCCAGACAGAACCGAAUGGAGCCAGAGAGCCAAAAAACCCCUGAAAUGUUGGGAUUGUUUUUGUAACUGUUUAAACUUUUAUUUUGUAUUUAACAACUCAGGAAAGCACUAACGAAGCGAGACUCUUUCCCACUUAACAUAUCAGGAAGAACUUCUGGCAGCGGCUUGCAAAACUAUUGAUCUUUUCCACACGACAACCACAAACUUUGAUGUUUUUUAUUUUUAUGAGACAGACUAACACAAAGUCGUGCUUAAUUAUGAAAUCGCUGAAACGAUUAAUCAUAAUAAAUUAAUUUAUUAUUAAUUUAGUACUCAGUUAAUCAUUAAUUGCUGUUUGAUGAAAAAAUUGCGUAUUCAAAGGUGUAAUUAAGACAAAAUUGCACAAAAAAUAGAUUUUGCAUACAAGAUGAAAAAAACAUAUUAGGUUCAAACUUUUUAAAAGCACCUUUUUUAAUCUAAUUAUAAUUUACAUAAUUAAAAAUAAUCCAUGUUAGGAUUUUAUUUAAUAUUUUUAUCUACAGAUGCAUCCUUUGCGACUGAUAUCAUGUUACUGCGUUUAGCCAACAAAUGUUCAUUUUCUUACUUAAAAAAAUCAAGUAAAAUUAUUUAUGCAUUUCUAAUAUUGCAUAAAAAGGCCUACCUGUAAAAUAUACAGAAUUUGCUGGUGUUUUUAUCCAAUUAAUUAAUUCAUGUUCAAAAUAAUUGAUAGAUUAAUUGAUAACUAAAAUAAUCACCUAAUAUUUACAGAAAAACGAUCUGAAUGUCUUUGCUUUUAUUUCAAGAUAGCUCAAACUCAGACACAGCAAAUGUAAAACAACAAAUGUUCAGGUAUUGCCACAAUUUUUCAUUUAGAUUAAAGUCUGCACUUUGACUAGGCCAUUCUGACACAUGAGUAUGAUGUAAACGACUGUAUUGGCUUUUGCAAGUUUUUCCCCAGUUUUGCCCUUUUAUAUUUCCAUCCGUCCUUCCAUGGCAUUAUGCUGCCACUGCCAUGUUUUACCACAGGAAGGAUGUGCGAGUUCGUUUCUACAUUUAAAUUUAUUCAUGCUAAUCAAAAACAUUCUGGUUAGAUUUUUAUUUGUAAAAAAAUUUUUUUUAAAUACUUCUGUCUUUCCAUUUCGGCACUUUUUGUUGGUCUAUCACAUAAAAUUCUUGGAAAAACAUAAAAGUUUGUUGAUGUAAAGUGAUUCAAUGUGAAAAACUUUAAGAUAUAUCAGUGACAUCAUCACAAUAUAACAAAUCAGCUUUCAACCAAUUGGGAACUGAAUGAAGGAUUUUUCGCAUCAUAGUCUAAACAUAUUUGACCAACGCUGCAAAAAACUAAAUCUUAAGAAACAUUUUUGGUCCAGUUUCUUGUCCAAAUAUCUGAGGACACGUGAAAUGAGGAAAAACUAAAUCAUAAGUAACUUUUCAGCAAGGAGCGUGUUUCAAGUUCCUUAAUAUUGAUGAAAAAGAACUGGUUCCACUGGCAAAUUAUUUCACUUUUAACUUGGGGAAAAUGUCUUGUUAUAAGUGAAAUAAUUUUAAAGGAUUAUUUUCGGAAAACAGUUACUUGCAAGUUAAUUUGUUUUAUUUCAAGUGUGUUCAGAUAUUUGCACUAGAAAUCGAAUGGUCAAAUUUUGCAGUGUUCAGGCUGAAAAUGAAACAUUUUUCUUUUUAUUUAUUGAUUUAAGCCAAAUCUCCCUCUUACAUUACAACAGUCGUUUCUCCUUGAGUUUUUCUCCUUUUGUCGUCCUGAGUGGGUGAAUCUAGAGACAUGGCACAGCUCUGUGGAAAACCUGAGUGGAUAUUUGAAACAGUUUUAGCUCUUUUUUUGUUUUUUUUGAUGAAAUGUUGUAUGUGUCUCUUUUCAAACAAAAAACGUGGAGCAUCAAAAACAAGCAAAUAUAGUUUUUUUUGUUGUUGUUUUUUGGCUUCUGAGGUUUGCUCCUGCAGAGGAAGGAAGAGACCGUUGCACUGUAAUCGCCUGACUUUUUGCACCAACACUGAACUGAACCCUUUUCCUCGUUAAAGCACUUCUUCCGCCUGGCAAACACACUGCAGGUUUCUAACUGCUCAGCGUCACAUGACACAAUCUCUGCUCCUUCAGUCGGGUUUUUGCUUCACAUCAGAACUUUAUCGGGACGGAGUUGAGUGGAUUUUAGUGUGAGCCUCUCUGCUGGUGUGUGUGACUGAUGGUUGGAGCUUUGUUCUCAGUAAAAUCUUUUAACUUCCUCCAGAUGGAUGUAACAGAGCCUCAUUAAAUACCUAACAUCUGACUGAAAACAAAUGAAACUUGAAAA
Poeciliopsis prolifica (blackstripe livebearer) is the source of this 5355-nucleotide messenger RNA. RefSeq names its product EMAP like 1 (gene eml1). Bases 304 to 2829 code for a protein of 841 amino acids. Lineage: Eukaryota; Metazoa; Chordata; Actinopteri; Cyprinodontiformes; Poeciliidae. Gene Ontology annotation, cellular component: mitotic spindle. Gene Ontology annotation, molecular function: microtubule binding. Gene Ontology annotation, biological process: microtubule cytoskeleton organization. The record is from RefSeq and is a predicted model, not a curated record. The transcript has 25 exons.